Molecule: messenger RNA, 3767 nt
Organism: Linepithema humile (Argentine ant)
Lineage: Eukaryota; Metazoa; Arthropoda; Insecta; Hymenoptera; Formicidae
Gene: Hasp
Product: Hig-anchoring scaffold protein
Cellular component (GO): extracellular region
Molecular function (GO): peptidase inhibitor activity
Source: RefSeq, a predicted model, not a curated record
AGCGAGAGGGAGCGAGGUGGAGUCAGUAGGAGUAAAAGAGCACUCCGGCGAGAGAGACAGACAGCGAGACUCCCUAAUCCUCCCGGACGCCGAAGAGGCGGACUCGAUUAAUAGCCGCGCUCGCGAGAGAAACAACGUCCGCAGCUCGAGAUGACUUCCGCGGUGCUCUGAGUAGGACGUCUGAAACGGUGCAGUUCGAUGGACGAUCGUGCGCACCUGAAGAUCACGGCAUUGGCUCUCUGCAAAUCUCCGAGUGACGUGGUCAGUUCGGAUAGUUAAGCGGUCAUGUAAACAUCCCAUCGUGACCUGGUGCCGUCGUGUGUCGUCCAUCCGUUAGUGUAAAUUUUCCAGUGAAUUUCGGCAGGAAUCAGAAAUUUUUUCUCAGAAUGAGACCAAGCACGAUCGUUCUGUUGAUGCUGCUGUGCGCCCAGUUUCUCACGUCGGAAUCGAAGCUCCGGCAGCAAGCGGCCGUCGACGAUGACGAUGACGACGACGAUGACUGGGAUGACGAUGACGAAGACGACGAUGACGACGGGAGUUAUCAGUCGAGGCCCGAGGUCGACGACGACGGACGAAUCUAUAAGAAUCCACGGAACUCACCCUCCGCCCAGUGCCCGAGAGACGAGGAGCAGGCGGAACUGAUGGGUCAAAAGUGUCUGCGAAAAUGUUCCACCGACGAGGACUGCAAGAGCAAGAAGAAGAAGUGCAGAUGCGACGGAACCUGCGGAAUGUCAUGUAUCAAGCCUGAGCGCGAGUGCCCGGUGUUGACCGAGAUUGAUCACGGCGCGAUGACGAUCAAUGGAAGAUUCUUCGGUGAUAAAGCCCAUUAUGCUUGCGACAGCGACUACUUCAUAGUCGGUCUGUCCGAAAGAACCUGUCGCGCCGACGGUCACUGGUCUGGCACCACUCCGUCUUGCAAGAAGGAUUCCACCUCUUUCUGCUCCCAGCUGCCGAAGAUCCAAAAUGCGCAUCACAAUGCUCUGCCGGAGCAGACGACUUUCGAUCUUGACACAGAGGUGCUGUAUACCUGUACUCUCGGAUACGUAGCUGCGUCGGGGUCGAAAAGAGCGAAAUGUCUAAAGAUGGAAGAUGUUGCUAGUUGGUUCGGACCGGAUAUCACUUGCAAGCCUCAAACCUGUAAACAACCCCCGGGCAUUUCCAAUGGCUGGCAUUCUGGGGAGUGUUAUACAUAUGAUUGUCGCGUAUCGUAUCAUUGCUCGGAUGGUUACGAAUUAGUUGGGAAAGUGGAGAAAUUGUGCCUGGCGGAUGGCACAUGGAUCCCGAAGGAGUUGCCACAAUGCGUUCAUGUCACGUCCGUGCAAUGUCCGAAGCCAGAAAAUCCAGUCAACGGCAAGGCUGUCUACACCUCCUACGCGUAUAAUUCCAUCGUAUCGUAUGAAUGCAAGUACGGCUACACCGUCGUAGGCGCAGCAACCAGACGUUGCGGUGCUGACAGAAAGUGGACUGGAAAGACGCCUACUUGCCAGGAAAUCAAUUGCGGUUUACCUGGCGUGUUAUAUAACGGUUGGAUCGAAAACAUUGAAGCUGGCACAGGUAUGGGCGCUAGCAUAAUCUUCCGCUGUAAGGAUCGUAUGAAACUGGAGGGCAAUACUUCUUCCGUCUGUCAGAAAGAUGGCAAAUGGCGUUAUCCUUUGCCGCAAUGUUUAGCUCCGUGCGUUGUCCCGCAGAUCGAGAACGGUCACGUAACCGUAGCCAGCCACGAGAAAAGUCAGAUCAACAAUGUCACGGUGGUAGAUCACGGCCAGCGACUUCUGGUCAGCUGUAUUACGAAUUACGAGUUUGCCGCCAACAGCACCCCGGUCUUAUGUAAUAACGGUACUUGGUCAAUAGUACCGAGUUGCUCGCCGGCUCGUUGCAAGCAGAUGCCGAAACCUCCGAAGAACGGGAUGGUGAUAGCGCCCAAGACCGAUCACGGCAUGAAGGCGGUUUUCAAAUGCAAAGACGGCUUCGAGUUAAUCGGCGGAGGACCGUUGAACCUCUCCAAGUCCGUGGAAUGCCGCUACGGCAACUGGAUCGGCGACAUACCGCGUUGCGAUCAAGUGUUCUGUCCAUUUCCUGGUUUCAUCGAAAACGGUAAAGUUUUCUUGGUUGGAAAUAUGGGAGUUUACGAUUACAGGCCGUACGUGAAGAAGAUCGUCAAUAACAAGCAGAUUAUGUACGAUUGCGACAAGGGUUACGUUCUCGACGACGGGCCAACCGGUGCGACUUGUAUAGGCGGCGCGUGGAGCCCCAAGGAAUUGCCCAAGUGCAUUCUUGGACAGCAUCCUAGGCUCCGAUGGAGCAGACGGCGUAGAUCAAUGGAGGAUGACAGUGUUACUUUGGAUUACAAAAAAUUCAUCGAAUUUUUCCACAAAGUAGGCAAGAAGCUUCUACAUAUAGAAAUGAACAGGAGUCGCGAGCACGGCAAGCAUAAAGCGGAGGCGAAGCUAGCAUCCGCUGUUAACCAUCAGAACAACACCAAUGCAUCCGAUUCAUCGGCUUGGAAAUCACACGCAGUUCACGGCAAUAAAUCCCGUUUGCGAGAGGAGAGAAUGAUCGACUUUCUCAAGAUGGUGUACAGAAAGCUGCAACGUAUGGACGCCAAACAGCCAAAUAAUUCCAGCAACAAUACCAUGCACGAUCUGCUGAACGCGAUGAGCAAAAAUUUCUUUCAUGUUGAUCUUGCGGAAUCGCGACGAAACAACAGCAGAGCCCGUUCGGAUUUCGAGAUACGCAAUCAGCGAGAAUUUAUCAAGUUAAAGAGAGAAUUCGAGCGAAUUAUGAGGUUCUAUAACAAAUCUAUACGCUGGAACGAGAAGCAGAAUCGGAAGGACGCGAAGAGGAAAGGUUUGUCGCACGCCGAGAAGCGGAAGGACAAAAAGAAGCAUAGAAAGAAUUAUUACAAGGGCUUCUACGAGUUCGUAAACAGUUAUGUAACCGAGAAACUAUCGAUGCUAGAAGCGCGCAACGCGACCGAGGAAUUAAUUAAGAAGAUGAACAUCGACAAGUUCACCGUGAGGAAUGGCACAACUUUCACGAUCGGCGAGAUGUACGCGUUUUUCAAACAUAUCAUAGAAAAUAAAUUGAACUCGACGGAGGAGAGCGUCACCGUCGAAUCCAGUACGGUACUGGCGCCGAAGAAGGUCGAGUCAUACGAUAAUCAAUCAUCGACAAUCCCGACUAACGACGUCUCCGUGCUGGACAAUGAGAUUCCGGCCAAAGAAGGAGCGCCCAAGCAUCGCAGCAAGCGGAUACGAAACGCCUCGGAAGACGCUGGCGCUCCGCGUCAAAAGAGGAAGCUUCUGUCUGUGAAACCGGCCGACAUGGAUCAAAAGAAUUUGAAGAAGUUCGUUAGCGACGCCAAAUCAAAACAGUUCACCUUCGACGAGCUACAGGCGCAACAGCAGAGCCGUUCGAAACGGUUUUUGCCGCCUUCGGAGCUGGAUAAUCAAAUAUUCCUCAAGAACUUGUAUCUCAACACUUACGAGGACGAGUAUCGGGCGAACGUGAAGCGAUCUAUUGGUCAGAUAAACCGCACAGUUGGUUUUUCUUCGAGGAGGCGCAAGGGAAACCUCGGCCCAUACGAGAUCAAGUGAGGAAAUAAUGUGUUGUGAUAUUAACGGAAUUUACUAAGUUAUUUACCGAUAUCAAUCGAUUUUAGGCGAGUAUACACUAUAUAUAUAUGAUAGUUAUAAUCGUUGUCCCUCGUCGAUACGCACUGUAACGUGUAUCGCGCUUUUUUGAAAAAUAAAUCUUUUCCAUGCAAA